Messenger RNA from Colletes gigas, 1611 nucleotides. RefSeq names its product spermine synthase (gene Sms). Gene Ontology annotation, molecular function: spermine synthase activity. NCBI's taxonomy places the organism in Eukaryota, Metazoa, Arthropoda, Insecta, Hymenoptera, Colletidae. Bases 262 to 1362 code for a protein of 366 amino acids. The transcript has 9 exons. The record is from RefSeq and is a predicted model, not a curated record. Gene Ontology annotation, biological process: spermine biosynthetic process.
AUACAUGUGAUAUCUAUUGAUAUUAAAAUCAUGUAAUUUUUCGUAAAAACAAACUCAAAAUCAAUUUCGUACAAUUCUACAAAUAUUAUUCAUAAUAAAAAAAAAGAUAAAGUAGACAAUUUUGAACGCGGAAAUGCUUAAAUACAAAAUUCUUGAUAAAUAAAUUUAUGUUUAUGCAAUCCAAGGAUUUGUAUAGGAAUUGUGAAAAUAGGGUUCCUUGACUUUACAAUAAUUUGAUACUAAUACACUGGUUCAUACACGAUGGUUGCCCAUACUAUACUUCUGGAUUUCACAAUUCCAUCAAAUGUGAUAGCAGAUGUAGAAAAACGUUCUAAUCUAAAAUUAGCAAUCGCUAAUGUACUGAGAGAACACUUUGAUGGUCUAAAACCAUUAACUGAAUCAAACAUUGACGGAAGUCUUUUAGUACUUUAUACUGGUCCUAAAGGUAGUUUGAUUACUGUUCGAGGAUAUAUGGAAGGCUUGGUCACCCUUAACAUUGAGUAUUAUAAAAGAGAUGAUGAGGAAGCGCUCUUGAAUUUUGAGUUGACCAGAGAAUUGGAGACAGCGUUGCAGGCGGCAGCAGCCUCUACGCGUUCGCACACGCUUUCACCAAUUAAACGCGGUGGACCUUUUGAGAGAUACUUUCCUACCGCCGAUGACAGACUGCUUGAAUAUGAUAUAGAUAAAUUGAUCUUUGAGGCACGCUCUCCUUAUCAAAAAGUGCAAAUUGUACACUCGAAGUCAUUAGGGAAUUUGUUGGUUCUUGAUGAAUUACAGAAUAUGUCUGAAGCAGACCUUAUAUAUACAGAAACUCUGAUGCAACGUGGAAAGGAGAAUUACACAGGAAAGGAAAUAGUUAUUUUAGGAGGAGGAGAUGGUGGGUUGCUGUGGGAAUUGCUUAAGGAAAAACCAAAAUUCGUUACAAUGCUGGAAAUUGAUGAUAUUGUUAUAAAAGCCUGUAGUCAACAUAUGAGGAGCAUAUGUGGAGAUUGUCUGGAUAAAAGAAAGGGAGAAAACUAUGAAAUCAUUGUUGGAGAUUGUGCAAAAACUUUAGCACAUAUGAUAGAGGAAGGUCGACAAUUUGACUACGUCUUCGGUGAUCUUACGGACAUACCGAUCAGCACUACUCCACAUGGUGAUGCAUGGGAUUUUAUUCGACUUAUCCUAAACUCUACGGUGAAAGUUUUAAAACCAACUGGAAAGUAUAUGACUCAUGGCAAUGGAGCGUCUUGUCCUGAAUCGCUAGAAAUGUACGAGCAGGUUCUUUCACAACUCUGUCUACCAGUAACUUUUACUAAAAAUAGUGCUUUUAUACCCUCUUUCUUCGAGGAUUGGGUCUUCUAUCAAGUAUCGUUAAAAUGAUGGAUUAAAUGUAUAACCUUGAGGUUCCAGGGAAGGCAUGCUCACAACCUAUUUCCUUCCUUAUGACCCAUAUUCAAUCCUAGUCGCUGAUGUUUUGCUAACAUUUUUUAAAACAUAGAGUACAAAUAUAUCUCAGGUUCAAAUUGCCUUUAUUUAUUUAUGUUUACUAAAUAAGCUGUACUUCGUACUAUAACGAUUAUGUACAUAAAAAUGGAAAUAUUACAAGAAGUAUAUAAUAUAUCAGGCAAU